UGUAGCUGAGCGUUAAAGUGGGAUUAUGAACAGGCACAUGGUCUAGCCAUGACGAUGGCUUUUCUAUUUGGCGCGCUCGGAGCGUUAGCCCUCGUCAGUCGCACGGGUUGCACAGACAACAGAAACGGCGUCCACGACGGCGGCCAAGAAAUAGAAUACACAGACGUAGACCUAGGUGUCGCACAGAGGGGACCGCACUUCGACGUGGCGUACUCCAGAAAUGUCACAGCGCUGGUUGGAAAGACCGCGCAGCUAAACUGCAGGGUUCACGACCUUGGUAAUAGAACGGUGUCAUGGAUAAGGCAUCGUGACAUACAUCUUCUCACUUCGGGGAGGAUGACGUACACGUCGGACCAGAGGUUCAUCAGUGUCCACAAUCCACACACUGAGGAUUGGAUAUUGAAGAUAAGGUUUCCGCAGCGGCGCGACUCUGGCAUCUACGAGUGCCAAGUUGGAACUACACCGCCAAUCGGCCACCGGAUGCACCUCUCGGUUGUCGAGCCCCUGACUACCAUCCUGGGAGGUCCGGAGCUGUUCAUCAACAUGGGAAGCACCAUCAACCUCACGUGCGUCGUGCAACACUCUCCGGAGCCACCGCCCGCGAUAAACUGGACGCACAAUGAUGAGGAAAUCAACUACGACUCACCCCGUGGGGGUGUCUCAGUCAUCACAGAGAAGGGUGAGAUGACGACAUCUCACUUGCUGGUGCAAAAGGCUCGAGCGCCUGAUUCCGGCCGGUACACCUGCGCUCCAGCCAACGCUAACCCUAGAUCUGUCCUUGUCCAUGUAUUAAGUGGAGAGCAUCCAGCGGCGAUGCAACACGGGGGCCAGUUGCGUCUCCAGUACCCCUUGUCCGCUGCCCUGCUGAGCGUCAUUGUCACUCUUAUGGGCUGCUAGUAUAAUUAAGUUUAACUUAGACUAAGAAACGGUUUUAUGCAACAGUACGAAUAUUUGGAGGGAUACCCUUGUAAAGAUGAUUGUGCGAUGUUAUCGAUGACCGAUUGGCCCUGUGGGCAGUGACCCUACUUUGUCCAAGG
Messenger RNA from Pararge aegeria (speckled wood butterfly), 1037 nucleotides. RefSeq names its product zwei Ig domain protein zig-8-like. The transcript has 7 exons. The coding region runs from base 49 to 897 and encodes 282 amino acids. Gene Ontology annotation, biological process: synapse organization. The record is from RefSeq and is a predicted model, not a curated record. Gene Ontology annotation, cellular component: neuron projection membrane. NCBI's taxonomy places the organism in Eukaryota, Metazoa, Arthropoda, Insecta, Lepidoptera, Nymphalidae.